CCGACAGUUUAAAUUCGACAUUCGUUGUAAUCAUUACGAGAACCAACGAAACGACAAAUCUCAAAAUGUCUCUGCUACCAUUUUUCGACGACUUCAACCAUCUCUAUCGUCCAACCAGACUUUUGGACCAGCAUUUCGGCUUGGGAUUGACACCAGAAGAUCUGCUCGAACCGCUGACAGUUUCCAGGCAUUUGGCCCGUUGUCCUGCAGGUUACAUGAGACCCUGGAGAUCUGCAGCCUCUCAUUUGGACGAGGGAUCGACCAUUCAAUUUGGCAAGGAUAAAUUCAACGUAAAUCUGGAUGUGCAACAGUUCAAACCCGAGGAAAUCAAGGUCAAAGUUAUCGGCAACAAUACUUUGAUGGUUGAGGCUAAGCAUGAAGAAAAGGAGGAUGAGCACGGUUACAUUUCAAGGCACUUCGUAAGGAAAUACGUGGUACCAAAGAACUAUGAUAUUAGUCAAGUAAAUAGUAAACUUUCCUCCGAUGGAGUUCUAAGCAUUUCUGCUCCGAAUACUGAAGACAAAGCUAUCGAACACCGGGAGAUUCCAAUUGAAAACACCGGAGAACCCGCCAGGAAAAUUGAUCAGAAGAAAACAGUUGAGAAUUAAUUAUUUAAAACACAUAUGUUCUGUGUACAUUAUUUGCUGUAACAUUCUAAUUUAAGACUGAAUUUAAUGUAUUUGUUAUGUGACAGUAUUAGAUUGUUGAUUAUUUUUAAUUUUAAUUUUGUAUUAAGUUUUAAAUAAAAAAGGGUUCUGUGAAAAA
This is a messenger RNA of Aethina tumida (small hive beetle), 765 nucleotides long. Its product is annotated as protein lethal(2)essential for life-like. Gene Ontology annotation, biological process: protein refolding; response to heat. Gene Ontology annotation, molecular function: protein folding chaperone. The record is from RefSeq and is a predicted model, not a curated record. The coding region runs from base 66 to 608 and encodes 180 amino acids. NCBI's taxonomy places the organism in Eukaryota, Metazoa, Arthropoda, Insecta, Coleoptera, Nitidulidae. The transcript has a single exon.